CAACCACCGAGCGCCCAGCGGGAGCCGAUCUCGAAGUCUCGGCAGCGUCGCCAAGUCGCUCGCAUGCGAAGUUGCUAUGAUUCAAUACAGCCACACGACUAGGGCUGAGGUCUCGCCGCCCUCCAUAGAGCUGCUGUUGGCAAGUAUAAUUCAAUCUCAGCCCCAGCGCCCGAGGCUUUUCAAUUUCUUCUCCUAAAUCUGUGCCAAAAUGUCGUUCAGAGACAUGACCGCGCUUCUACUCAUCAUCGGCUCGCCUCUGGUUCAAACCGCAGCUUCAGGGGCUCAGACAUUUGCUGCUGUCAUCAUCACACCCCCUGUAUUGCAGCCUCGCGGAGAGAUUGACGCAAAUUGGAUUGGUUAUAAAGUGGUCGGCACAGGAGGAACCUUUUCGCCGUAUUACUGCGCUGACGGAUUCGCCUUUUCGACAUCGGACACCUACGGCGCAUGCUGUACUCUAGGCUUUGUCAACUGCAGAGGCCCUACGACGUGCCCGUCUGGAACCCUCAUAUGGCCGGACGCCUACAGCACGUACUGUGGCCAGGGCUUCCUCUGUUCCACCGGCACAGUUGGCGGACUGUAUGAUGCAGUGGCUACCACUAAUCCUGCACCUUCAAUUAGUGUGAUUUGGUGUGCCUCCGAAGCCACGGAGUGGACGGCGUGGAACGAGGUUACGUAUGUGAAGGCCGCGAUAAAUACUGAUGGAACCCCUGUGUACAUCGCUGAGACCGCGGCGUCCAUAACCAGACCUACAACUUCCCAGUUGUCUACGACAUCCACUCCGCCGUCAUCCACCGGUGCGAGCCCGGGAUCGCAGACCCCAUCUACGGCCCAAACUUUCACGCCGACGGGAUCACAGAGCAGUUCCGGCCAGUCACCAUCGCCAACUGCAGCCGCAGCCGGUGGCCCCAAAGACAACGGUCUUGGCGUCAGCACCGGCGCUCUGAUUGGCAUUGUGAUCUCAGCAGUAUGCAGCGUAGUCGGUCUUGCAUUUGGAAUAGGGUUUAAGAUCUACAAGUAUCGCAAAGAACAGAAGAGGCAAAAGGCGGCUGCCGCUGGUUUGGGAUGAGAGCUGAGACUUCAAUAACGUAUCAUCAAUGGAGGACGGUAAGUUAUCGCAUAUAUGGUUCGAAUUAGCUGUGUUCUGACGAGAGCAUCGACAGCAUAUCUGCACGCGAACGACGAGCUUGAGAUAUGAGCCAUGUAGAGUGGAGUAAAGAUGAUCU
Molecule: messenger RNA, 1223 nt
Organism: Mytilinidion resinicola
Lineage: Eukaryota; Fungi; Ascomycota; Dothideomycetes; Mytilinidiales; Mytilinidiaceae
Exons: 5
Coding region: 209-1066 (285 amino acids)
Source: RefSeq, a predicted model, not a curated record